Messenger RNA from Colossoma macropomum (tambaqui), 3372 nucleotides. RefSeq names its product CCR4-NOT transcription complex, subunit 6b (gene cnot6b). Gene Ontology annotation, molecular function: poly(A)-specific ribonuclease activity; protein binding. The transcript has 12 exons. The coding region runs from base 166 to 1842 and encodes 558 amino acids. Gene Ontology annotation, biological process: nuclear-transcribed mRNA poly(A) tail shortening. NCBI's taxonomy places the organism in Eukaryota, Metazoa, Chordata, Actinopteri, Characiformes, Serrasalmidae. Gene Ontology annotation, cellular component: nucleus; cytoplasm; CCR4-NOT complex. The record is from RefSeq and is a predicted model, not a curated record.
UUAAAGUGUCGCUUCCUUCAUGUGCAGCAGGACUGAAACACGCCAUCAUGUCCGUCUGCUUACUGUGACAUUAAUCCACCAGCGCAAACCAGAGACAAGCCCAGGCCCAAACCAGGACACAAAGCUCGCUUCAGGCGGUUGGUAUGCUUUUAAAGUGGUGUAGGGAUGCCCAAGGAGAAGUAUGAGCCGCCGGAUCCUAGGCGGAUGCACACUAUUAUGUCCAGUGAAGACGCAGCAAGUGGGAAGAAGUCUUACUGGGCUGAGCUUGAAAUAAGUGGCAAAGUGCGGAGUCUAAGCUCAGCCCUGUGGUCACUCACUCACCUCACCGCUUUGCACCUCAGUGACAACUCGCUGUCACGUAUCCCACCUGACAUUGCCAAGCUACACAACCUUGUGUACCUGGACCUGUCGUCCAAUAAGAUCAGGAGCCUGCCAGCAGAGCUUGGCAACAUGGUGUCUCUCAGGGAACUGCUCUUAAAUAACAACCAGUUGCGGGUUCUGCCUUUCGAAUUGGGGAAACUGUUUCAGUUACAAACACUGGGGUUAAAAGGAAAUCCACUUGCACAAGAUCUCAUGAGUCUGUACCAGGAGCCAGAUGGCACCCGCCGACUGUUGAACUACCUUUUGGACAAUCUUGCCGGUGCUAUUAAACGCAUCCCAACAGAGCAACCACCACCCAGGUCAUGGAUUGUACUGCAGGAGCCUGACAGAACCAGGUCUGCAGCUCUGUUCUCAGUAAUGUGCUACAAUGUGCUGUGUGAUAAGUAUGCCACACGCCAGCUCUAUGGCUACUGCCCGCCCUGGGCCCUUAACUGGGAGUACAGGAAGAAGGCCAUUAUGCAGGAGAUCCUUACCUGCAAUGCUGACAUCAUCAGCCUACAGGAAGUGGAGACGGAGCAGUAUUAUAACUACUUCCUGGUGGAGCUGAAAGGGCAGGGAUAUGAUGGAUUCUUCAGCCCAAAGUCCAGAGCUAGAACCAUGUCUGAAUCGGACAGGAAACACGUGGAUGGGUGUGCAGUAUUCUACAAGACCGAAAAGUUUAGCAUGGUGCAGAAACACACAGUGGAGUUUAACCAGCUGGCCAUGGCCAACUCUGAGGGCUCGGAGGCCAUGCUGAAUCGUGUUAUGACCAAGGACAACAUCGGAGUGGCAGUGUUGCUGGAGCUGCGCAGGGAAAUGAUGGAGAUGACAUCGGGUAAGUCUCUUCUUGGCAUGGAGAAACAGCUGCUUCUGGUGGCCAAUGCCCACAUGCACUGGGACCCAGAGUACUCUGACGUGAAACUGGUGCAGACUAUGAUGUUCCUGUCGGAGGUUAAAAAUAUCGUGGACAAAGCCUCGCGCAGCCUCAAGCUCUCCUCCGUGUCUGGAGAAACCAAUGCCAUUCCUCUGGUGCUUUGUGCUGAUCUCAACUCAUUGCCUGACUCAGGUGUGGUGGAAUUCCUGAGCACAGGUGGGGUGGACUGCACGCACAAAGACUUCAAAGAGCUGCGCUACAGUGACAGUUUGACCAACUUCAACUGCAAUGGCAAAAACGGCUCAUCUAACAGCAGGAUCACGCAUGGCUUCAAGCUAAAGAGUGCCUACGAGAACGGGCUCAUGCCUUACACCAACUACACCUUUGACUUCAAGGGUAUCAUCGAUUACAUCUUCUACUCUGAGCCACAGCUUGAUGUGUUGGGGGUCCUGGGGCCCCUGGACCCUGACUGGCUCAUGGAGAACAAUAUCACUGGCUGUCCGCACCCCCACGUCCCCUCCGAUCACUUCUCCUUGUUUGCACAAUUCGAGCUGGUCCUGCCUCACCUCCCUCCAAUCAACGGAGUGCACCUGCCUGGACGCAGGUAGUGAAACUCCCCUGCCACCGGGGACACUGCAGAGUCCCACCUCCUCUGACACAUUUUUCUGGAAACUUACUGAAAACGAUAGAACCUCUAAACUACACUCUUCUUCUUUUUGUUAUUCUCUUUCUUUCUGUGCGUUUUUGAAUGUGUUUUUUUCUGUUGUUCAUUUUCUUCUGCUUUCUUUAUUUCUGAUGGAGCCAAAUUUGCUCACAGGCACUUGGAGGCUGUGGUUCGUCUUUCUUGAUCUCUCGAGCUUGGUUUUAUGGUUGCAUACUGCAUGGAUUUCUGUUGGCUCACUCUUUUGUGUAGUACUUUUUGUCCUGAAGAUGUAAGUAGUUUGUAGGGCUGUGGUCUCGUAAUACAGUGGCCUGUAUGUACAGUCAGCUUUCACAAGUCAGCUUCAUGAUACGGUAAAACAACACAUGGCCACACGCUCGAAGGCAGUUGGGGCUGAUGGAAGCGGAGGUUGUAAUGCCGUAGGUAGUUAAAUCCUAAUAAUCUAAAGCCAGCAGCGAUUCACGAGUCCUCCACCAAGUGCAUUAAACCUCUGUUUUCCUUUUUUAAGCCCUGAACGGAUUCAAAGACUCGGUUCAAAUAUGUAUAUGAAGUAUUUGACAAGCAAUAGCUCACCAACAACACCUGGAUUUUGCUUUUUGUAUAUGUAUAUAUGUAUGAGCACAUUUUUAGUUAUCGUGUUGACCCCUCUUUUAGCAUACCACAGCUUUUGAAAGCAUACAUAUUUGCUUAUAAGUAUGCCAGUCUUGAAGUACUCCAGCCCUGGUAGCUGUGGUGGGGGUGGAGUGUGGAGAGUGGUGCUGCGAUUUCACUCUUAAAUGGUGCAAUAUUCAACAGCAUAAUCCUGCAAGACAUUCAAAGCUAAAACACUGUGGCAGUUUGUUUUUAACCUAGCUUAAAUACUAAUACUUUCCUCCUUGCAUCAGCUUCCUCCUUCUAGGAGGGGUCGCAAUUGGCCUAAUCAUGUUAAUACUAAAUUUGGACGAAUCUAGCAGCACUUGCUUUUGCACAUUGUGUUUUUAAUCUAUUGGCUUUAGGUUCCCCUUUCCUUUACGGUGUGACAGAGCUAUGCAGCUGGAUUUGUUUAGUUUAAAAAAAAAAAAACAAACAAAAAACAAAAAUGGAUGUGACUUCACUGUGGAAUCUCCCACCUGGUGGUGGAGGGGCAUGUGGUGGGUAGAAUUGCUCAGUUUAUUCAGAAAGGGGGGAUUAUGUGAGAAGACUUCAGAGUCUGUAUUCAACCAGCAUCCGUUCACUGUGUUGGGUGAAAAAAAAAAAGGGGGUGAACGUUCCCCUUUUUUGUUUUUCCAAGCCCCUCCAUCUCCACUCUCACUCUCUCAAGGUCUGUAGCAUUGUCUUUUGCGGCCAGUAGUUUCCCGCCCAGCCAUAAAAUCCCCCCCUGCACCGUCCUCGUGGGGUUUUCCCCCCAGCUGUUUUUACAAAUGGACACAAAAAUAUAUAUAUAUAUGUAUACACAGAUUUAACCUUUACUUGAUUGUAUAUGAGCCACACGCAAAGA